AAAAGUGUGUUACAGCACUACUCGAAUAGUCAGUUUAAUUUUGUAGUGUCAUCGAGCAAAAAUGGAUGCAUGCGAACAGGAAAAUAAAGUCAAGAAAAGGAAAGAUAAACUCUUUCCGUUUAAGUGCUCUGAAGCGUACACCAAUGAAUUGCCCGAUCCGAAAAUUGACUGCAAGUUUCUGCCAUGUGGUAAAAGUUUGAUGGACUAUACCGAGGAACCUAUUUCCUUUCCACAGUUGGAAAUGCAGCUUAGCCAUACAUUUAACGGUCUUCAUAUGUUGUUCGAUAUCGAUCUGAUCAAUCAGAAUUGCUAUAACCAAGUCCCUGGGGAGGCCAACGAAAUGGAUCCCAAGGAUGCUGAGUUGUUGACUGACAUUGAGGCGGUGCAAAUCAACAAUUCCACGUUGAAGGGUUCGUAUACUUUUCUCACACGCGCUCAAGAAUACCGCGAACUCCUUGCCAAGAAGCGUUCCACUAUGCCACGCCUACAACAUCUAGAGCCAGAGUCGGAUGAUCUGGAUCUGGAUUCAUUCAGCGUGGAACAGCAGAUACAGAUUAUAGAGCAAACAUUUGUGGACGUAAAUAGGCCGCUGUGUGCCCAUCCCACCAAGUCGAACAGCAGUGUUCGGCCGGUCGCACAGCUGCCGGUGUUUCCAGAAUCCAGACAACUCGAGCUUGUACAAGUCCAUUUUCAUACACCGCCCUUUGCUAAUACCAAUAGUAUACUCAAGGAUUGUGGAAGCUACUAUAUAAACUUUAAACAAAAGCCCGAGCCGGUUUUUCAAAGAAUUAAUCAAAAAUAUGGCAAAUAUCUAACUGCUUAUCUCUCCGAGCAGCGCUUCAGGGUACCUAUCUCAGAAACCAAUGAAUCCGACGAUUGUGUUGAGCGAUUCAUAUUGCGUGAGAAGGAUGGCUGUCUCUACUAUCAAAUGCUUAGCAAAUAUAUCAGGUUACAGAAGGACCAGACAAUUCAGGAUUCGUUUUCUAGCCUAUCCCUACUGGCAAGUCCACACAAGACUUUUUCAAUUGAUAUGUAUUGA
This is a messenger RNA of Drosophila arizonae, 1039 nucleotides long. RefSeq lists its product as uncharacterized. The record is from RefSeq and is a predicted model, not a curated record. NCBI's taxonomy places the organism in Eukaryota, Metazoa, Arthropoda, Insecta, Diptera, Drosophilidae. Gene Ontology annotation, molecular function: chromatin binding; RNA polymerase II complex binding. Gene Ontology annotation, biological process: transcription elongation by RNA polymerase II. Gene Ontology annotation, cellular component: Cdc73/Paf1 complex.